Messenger RNA from Tupaia belangeri chinensis (Chinese tree shrew), 2312 nucleotides. It is a transcript of the gene GJA10, whose product is annotated as gap junction protein alpha 10. The record is from RefSeq and is a predicted model, not a curated record. Gene Ontology annotation, molecular function: gap junction channel activity. Gene Ontology annotation, biological process: cell-cell signaling. Gene Ontology annotation, cellular component: connexin complex. Bases 83 to 1561 code for a protein of 492 amino acids. The transcript is spliced from 2 exons. NCBI's taxonomy places the organism in Eukaryota, Metazoa, Chordata, Mammalia, Scandentia, Tupaiidae.
GAGCCUAUGUCUUUAUAUAUUACACCCAUGGGUGCUAUUAACCUCAGUGCUUUCUGUGUAUUUCAGACAUUAGUCUCUAACCAUGGGGGAUUGGAACUUACUGGGUGGCAUUCUAGAGGAAGUUCAUUCCCACUCAACCAUAGUGGGGAAAAUCUGGCUGACCAUCCUCUUCAUCUUCCGAAUGCUGGUACUUGGUGUGGCUGCUGAGGAUGUUUGGGAUGAUGAACAGUCAGCAUUUGCCUGCAACACCCAGCAGCCAGGUUGCAAGAACAUCUGUUAUGAUGAUGCUUUCCCUAUCUCUUUGAUCAGGUUCUGGGUUUUACAGAUUAUCUUUGUGUCUUCUCCUUCUCUGGUGUAUAUGGGCCAUGCACUUUAUAGACUCAGGGCCUUUGAGAAAGAGAGGCAGAGAAAAAAAUCACAUCUUAGAGCCCAGCUGGAAAACCCAGAGCUUGACUUGGAGGAGCAACAAAGGAUAGAUAGGGAACUGAGGAGGUUAGAGGAGCAGAAGAGGAUCCAUAAAGUUCCUCUGAAAGGAUGUCUGCUGCGUACUUAUGUCUUACACAUCUUGAUUAGAUCUGUGCUGGAAGUGGGGUUCAUGAUAGGUCAAUAUAUUCUCUAUGGGUUUCAAAUGCACCCUCUUUACAAAUGUACUCAGCCUCCUUGCCCCAAUGCAGUGGAUUGCUUUGUAUCCAGACCCACAGAAAAGACCAUCUUUAUGCUCUUUAUGCACAGUAUUGCAGCCAUAUCGUUGUUACUCAAUAUACUGGAGAUAUUUCAUCUGGGCAUCAAGACAAUCACGAGGGCACUUUAUGAAAAAUCCAGCAGUGAGGGCAUUGAGUAUGAAAGUGGUCCUCCAUUCCACUCAAAAAAAAAUGCAGUGCCUCAGCAGUGUAUGAUUUGCUCUUCCUUGCCUGAAAGAAUGUCUCUACUUCAAGCCAACAAUCAACAGCAAGUUAUCCAAGUCAAUGUGCCAAAGUCUAAAAGCAUGUGGCAAAUCCCACAGCCCAGGCGACUUGGGAUAGACCCUUCCCGUAGCAAAAAAGACUGGUCUGAGAAAGAUCAGCACAGCGGACAGCUCCACACUCACUGCCCAAGUCCCUGGGAUGGCGGUGCCAGAAUUCAGCACCGCGGACAGCAACAAACUCAUUCCUCUUUUGGACCACAUAAUACAGUGCCCCAGUCCUGGCUAGGUAAAAUGACGGCCUCUAGACACUGUCCAUCCUAUGCAAUAGGAACCUUGGAAAAGUCUCAGGAUCUGGAACUUUCAGGUGAGCCUCUCACAGAUGUACACAGUCACUGCAGAGACAGUGAUGGCAGUGUGAGAGAGAGUGGGAUUUGGAUAGAUAGAUCUCGCCUGGGCAAUCACAAGGCCAGCUUUCUGUCCAGAUUGUUGUCUAAAAAGGGACAGCUGCACAGCGAUCUAGGAAGUUCCAGCUCUCAGAAUAGCUCCUGCAUGGAUUUUACCCACCGAGAAAACAGCCCCUCACCUCUGCCUUCUACCACUGGGAACAGAACAUCAAUGAACAUGCUUCUAGAACUUUCAUCUAUUAUGAAAAAAUAAUGCACCAGGAACAGCUGGCACCUGCAGAAAGAAAAGUUGUGCCUUGAUCAGCUUAAAGUUGAAGCAGAACUUCAGGACCCAUACCCUCCACAGCGAUACCUGCCAGGUGCUGGGCUGUGUACAGGAUGCUCCCGGCUUGGGCUCCCCUCUGCAGGAGACACUGCUCACGGGGGCUGGGGUCAGCCUCUUAGUACCCUGCCUGGCUGCACUGCUCAAGGCAGGUCCAGUGUGGAGGCAUGGUGAGACUGUGCACCAUCAGAGAAAAUUUAGGGGCAAGAGCUGCUUCUGCCCUGAGGAGGAGCAUUGGGAUGCAGCUCCUCUUCCCCAGCCCCAGAAGCUUGGUAGGACAUUUUGCUGAGAGAGUAUCAGAUCUACAGCUGCAGCAACAGUAAAGGUGGCCCCUUGAAUGUGGGUCCAGAGAACCUGGACCUCUUUGCUUAGCCUGGGCUCAAACACACUUUCUGUCAUGAAGGAGAGGUUGAUGAGAAACUUUUUGUUCUCAUCAGUUCAUUUCUAGGGGAUGAACUAGUUAGAUUUUUAGUUCAUAAAUGCUAUAGAAAUAAAAUAAUGAUUAAGACACACAAACACUAGUAUCACAUGGUUUAUUGUGUUCUUCUGGGGAGUAUUCAUAAUGAGUGGUGAUAUCAUGAUUGUGGCAAAACAGAUACUUGGGGAGUGUUAACAGACAGCACUUUUCUUUGUUCUUCAACUCCCCCCUUCCCAGUGCUCCUGAGCCAUGUAGGAAGGGUGC